This is a messenger RNA of Stomoxys calcitrans (stable fly), 1768 nucleotides long. RefSeq lists its product as uncharacterized. The record is from RefSeq and is a predicted model, not a curated record. Bases 161 to 1459 code for a protein of 432 amino acids. The transcript is spliced from 8 exons. Lineage: Eukaryota; Metazoa; Arthropoda; Insecta; Diptera; Muscidae.
UCUUAUUUAAAUAGUUUAAGAAAUUCAGUUGUCAUUUUUUCCAAAACUGGAUGUACUGAAAAACUUGUGAAAAUUUUACAUAUUAUCCGAUACCUUUCCCAUUAAUGAACAAUAACUGGCCAUAUAAAAAGGACAUUGAAUAUAAAAAUUAUUAAUAAUUAUGAACGUCGAAAAGGUGAGCUCUUUUAAUAGUGGACACCCCAGGGAAGCGGAUAUGCAAAAGGUGAAUGUAGAUGCUAGAAGUUUUAAUGCGAUUGAGUUUUUGGCCAAUUCUAAUGUGGAAGUCCGAAAUCCAAAGCAUUCUCCUCCAAAAACUCCGAUUGAAACUGGCCAGAGUUCUUCCUUUACACCUAUAACACCAGUUUCGUCACGUUUCAAUGCAAAUGACCUGUUUUUCGUUGCGUUUUCACAAGAAGGAGUUGUUCCGACUACACCUAAGCCGAUAGCAUCGCCAACUCUCUAUGAAAUUAGGCUUCCAAGACAACUAUCAAUACCGGUACAUUAUCAAACUCCAGCUUCAUCCAUUGACGAGCACAGAAGCAAUACUUAUCGCAUGCCUUUUAGUGUCCCAUCACCCCAAAUUUCACAACAUUUCCCAAAACCCAUACCUCCACCGACAUUUGUUUUGCAGCGCUUGAAUAAAAAUCAUUAUGAUAUCGCCUAUGAAAGUCCUACAUUACCGGCGCUAUGUCAUGGUCUGGGCCCAGUAGCUAUGCUGAACGGAACAAUACAAGUACGUCUACGUUGUGCAGUGCGCAUUGACAUGACAUUGGAUAGGGCGGUUCGCGUUUACAAUCAUCGCACCAUGGUAGCCAUAGCUUUGUCCAAUAAUUGCAAUAGAUCCGCUGUAAUUCAACCCAAUGGACGCGUAUUGCAAAUGGGCAACAAGGUGGAGAUAGUGACGUACGACGCAAUGCAAUCUAACAAUUAUGUACGAUAUGCUAAAAUGUGGCAUAAAGGCAUCAGUUUCACCAGUGAAUCAUGUGCUUUGACAUAUUUAGUUGAUACGUUGGGAACUCGUACCAUCACCGAUUCAUUCACUAAAUCCUUUAUAGAGCACACAAAGGAUUACACCUUGGUUGUAUUUUAUGAGAAUUCACGUCACGGCCCUUCUUACUUUGGAGCUGCUAAAAACAUUGUGGCUAAUUGUGUGUACUCCUGCACUGACGAGGGUACCGAAAUGUACGACAUUAACGGAUUUCAUAUUGUGCAGACAGCCGAUGGUCUUGUCAAAAUUACGCGCAACAAUAAAAAAUGCUUCAUACGCACUAGUCCUGCAAAUGGAUCGUCUACUUUAACCACAGCUUCUGUACAUUGUACUGGGUCAUUGGGUCAGACAUCCCAUUUGUUUGUAAGACGCAAUGAAAAAAGAAUGCAUUUUGAUGGUUUAAAUUUUGUUGUUCGAAAUUGCGGCCACUCUGCGGGUUUUAACGAGGAGAAUUUGCUGAUUGUGUACUAACAAAUUUGUUGGAUGCUGAAUCGGAGAUAGAGAAAUUGUGGAGAAACCGAAAAUAUUUUAUCUUCCUACUUCAAUACUGAAUGCAUGGUAAUAAUUUUAUAGAAUUCAAUGGUACUGGCAAGAAACAUUUAAAAGGUGCAGGAAAGUCCCCACCUUUAGUGCGCAUUAAAAGGUUUUUUUUCUAAAGGUUUACUCACUGUAUGCGUAUGUGUAAAAAAUUCAAAUUGUAUCAAGAAAACCCUUUUCGAUUGAGACAAAGUAGGAGUGACUCUAAUCGGAAUAAAAGCCUAUUAUUCAUUUAUUAUCCUA